CGGAAAAGGCUGUCACAGACAAUAUACAAAUAAAUUUGGGCUGCGGUGAGAUCGCAGACUUGAAGUCGAUAAGAAAAUGUGGACCGCGUAAACAAAGUGGCUUCAUACAGAAAGAUCGGAAUUAUUCGAAAAUACUUCGAAUUCGAAUAAACUUCAAGAGGAGGGAAAGAAUUAUAAAAUAAAAACCGAAAUAUCGAGUCGAAUUUAAAAGAGAACCAAGAAAACCUGACGAGAAAUUCGGAUUCGAAGCAAACAGAAGACAAAUAAAAAAUUCGAAGAAACUCGAACCGAACUUUGCCGAACUCAACCCACAUCAAAAGAUUCGAAAUUCACAUCGAGAAGAACACGAAGCAAACGAAUCCGACUACUUCGAAAUUUUAUCGUCAUACUGGAAGCCUCCUUAUGGCGUCAAUAGUGUGGUGGUGUUAACGACACAGCCAACUGUGUGCAAAUGAAACAACAACCGGAAUGCCCAAUGGAUUGCGACUGUUACGACGAUUUUCAGGAGAUCUACUGUGACAGCAAAGAUCUGCGGAUGAUUCCCCCGGAUAUACCAAUAAUGGCGCGAAAAUUAAGCUUACGUAACAAUAACAUCGAUGAAUUACGCCACAAAUAUUUUCAAAAACUCUGGCGCCCUGGAAGAAUUAGAUUUGAGCGGGAACUCAAUUGUGGAAAUACCGAACGGUGCAUUUUUCGGUCUGGAGAAUCUCAAUGAUCUUGAUCUCUCAGAAAAUCUAUUGCAACGAAUUCCUACACUGGCGUUUAAAAGUCUCAAAAGCAUAAAAAGUAUCAAGUUGAGACAAAAUCCUAUCGAUCAAAUUUUAUCCUGGGAUUUCAUUCAAGUACGGACAACUUUAGAAAAACUCGACCUGAGAGAAUUAUGGAAAUUGAAAUUUUUAUCAAACGGUGCGUUCCGAGGACUGGAUAAACUGAAGGAGUUAUCAAUGAGUUCGACCCUCCCACAAUUUCCAAACCUACAGCCGCUAAAAAAUUUGAAACGAGUCGACCUAUCGAACAAUCGAUAUAGGAGCGUCGACAAUUCAGCUUUCCAAGAUCUCACUAAACUAGAGUACCUGGACAUCUCAGCGAGCGGUGUUAAAUCUAUCACAGAAGGGGCGUUCAAUGCAUUGGAAUCUUUAAUGGACAUUAAUUUAUCCUACAACAAUCUGACAAGUCUACCUGGAGGAACGUUCACUUACAAUCAGCGAAUACAGCGGGCACAGUUGCAAAUGAAUCCUUGGUCAUGUUAUUGCGACCUGUGGUGGCUUGUUGAUUGGCUACAGAACAAUCCUUACGUAUGCAGUGGUAAAACGUGUCCAAAAUGUCGUUACCCCCCUCAACAUAACGGAAUGAUGUUGUCAAAUCUCUCAGACAUUGAAGACGCACCGUGUGGCCUGAUGAUUAUAGAAGAUAAUUACCCGCCCAGCGUGAAUGCGUCAGUUGGCACAGGAGUUAAAAUCCCCUGCCCUACAGUCGCCCCCACAGCAGACUCAUUAACCAAAAAUGUGAUGUGGAUCUUACCUAACGGAACAACAUUGGAGCACGGGAAAUACACCGUAGAAAUCACUGUACUUGGUACAGGGGCCCUGAAUUUCUCGAAAGUCAGUCUAAGAGACAGAGGACAUUAUACGUGCAGUGUUGUUACUCCCGCUGGAGAAAUCGCAAACUCAACAAUAUUCCUUGAUGUUACAGAAGACAUGAAUCGUUUCACAAACACUUUUUUCUCGACGGAAACAACAGUUAUAAGCAACCCUGACCCACCACCACUGAUCGUCACAACGCCAACCCAGUCACCUGGACGAUUUACGAAGUCCCCAAGUACAACGCAACCAAGAAGGCCACUCAGAACAAGGGCCAAGACGAGACAGAGGACGCAACCAACAACUAGCCCAGUGAAACCUCAGUGGAUGUACACAGGGCCAUCUGGAAUUAACAUCAAUCCUGAACUUGGGCCGCCCGGGAGCUCUGUACAGCAGGUUAUGGAGACGACAAAAAUCAUAAUUGGAUGUUUCAUUGGAAUUACUUUGGUCGCAGCUUUGUUACUUUUAAUUUUUUACAAAAUGAGAAAAAGGAAUAACCCAAGCGAAGAUAACAGAAUUGGAAAUCAGCCAAUCACACAUGAGAAUUCAGUUCCUUCAAAUCUGAUUGGUCGAUUUGAUGAACAGCAGGUAUUUAUCAGCGAACAACCUCCUGAUCAGAACACUGGGCCACCAGCGAGCGUUCUAGGAUUUGACAACAACCGGCAUUCUGGGACACUAGAGGGACAGUGGAGUGAUUCUUGUCAACCUUUGUUGAUGAAACAAUGCAAUGAUAAUAAUACAAUUAUGACUACACAUAUACUCCCUCCACCUCCAGAAGAAAUGUUUUAUGAUGUAAGAAUGGAACCCUUUGUGACAACACCAUCACUUAUCAAUAUGACAUCACAACAGGGAAGUAGUUUGUCGUCAAAACCAAUUUCAACUACGACAGAGACGCCGGAAAAAAUAAUCCCAGAACCAAUAAAAUUGACCUUUGAUCCCAUCGAAAGAUCUGGUCCGUUGGAGCAAGGUUACGACAGCUUAAAGUUUAUAAAACAUGGAAUGCCGCCAGCGAUGAAACCAAUUAAUGGCAACUCUCGUUCGACAUUAAGUCAACCACAAUUUUCCCUUUCCGAUUCCAGAGAGAGCUUUUGACAGACUUAGCAUCGUCCUGCCAGAAGGUGGCGCAAAACAGAAGGCUGGGGCAAAAACCUCACCCCCACGAUGCCCAUCUGCCAGUCCUAUGAUCCACAUUUGUGCAAAAGUCGAAACGAAAGUGAAAACUCUUCCGUUAGCAUCCAACGACCUUAGAAAUGGAUAAUAAUUCUCAAGGUAAAUAAUAUUGAAAGGUCAAACUGCUAGAGGUCAAACGAACAAAAAUCACCCGAUCAUACAUCUGGCGCUAACGGUGAAUUGAAAUAGACUCAUGGAGUGCGAGCACUUUUCGAUUUCGGAGGAGCACCAGACACAUGC
Messenger RNA from Styela clava, 2990 nucleotides. NCBI's taxonomy places the organism in Eukaryota, Metazoa, Chordata, Ascidiacea, Stolidobranchia, Styelidae. The record is from RefSeq and is a predicted model, not a curated record.